Messenger RNA from Caenorhabditis auriculariae, 13150 nucleotides. Lineage: Eukaryota; Metazoa; Nematoda; Chromadorea; Rhabditida; Rhabditidae. The record is from the annotation of a GenBank genome assembly.
AUGAAAGUGAUAUGCGGCGCGAUAUUACUCUUCAGUCUGAUAGACAUCAGCACCGGCUGGAUCAACAGCGACGACGACGGCACGACCUACAAACCGACGUCUGUAGAAGACGACCCGUCGAUCAAGCAGCAAAUCCAGCAACUGCUCGCGGAGUACACGUCUAGGGGCAAUGAAUCGGUUCGUUGCGAAUUUCUAUGGAAACAUCGGUUCAUGAGAGAAGAGUCGCUUCAAUAAAAGCGAGACUCAUGCUCUGAAAAUACACUUUAGCACAGUUUUACGAAGCCGUGUUCAAAGCAAUUCCGCGAAAUUCAAAGCAACCGACAGGAAAAAGAUAACCAAAAUUCUGAAGAAUCAAGGACGCAGAGAGAGACUCGCGGAAAGAAAACGUUUUCACAAGAAUUCUUUUCCCUUUACAUUUGAGAGUUGUUGAAAAUAAAGAAAAAAAAAUAGCUGGUAACAAUUCUCGUAGAAAUUAGGAAUAAUCGGGACAAGUUCGCUGAAACCAUUUAUAAAAUGUUGCCAAGAAAAAAAAAAUUCAAUAUCAGGAAAAAGGUCUUGAAAGUCACAAAAUGCCCAAUUUCCUAAUCGUCGAAUGAGAUUCUGUAAUUAAAAAAACUCAAAAGUAUCUAUUUAAUUGGUAUAAAAAAAGUAUAAAUAUAAAAAAACGUAUGAAAAAUAAGAAAAAAAGGGAGAUUUUUUUGUUAUAUCAAUGGAGCAGCUUUACUGAAAAAGCGAAAAAGUUUUUUUCGGAAAUUCAAACUCUUUUUUCUUCCGACCUCGAAAAAAAGUGUUUCUCUAAAAAUGAGACCUUUAAUUUUCGAUAUUAAGAUUAUAAACGCAAGGCAGAGCUUCAGAAGAUAGCUCAAUACCACAAACUCCAUUUUUUAUACUUCCAGAAACAAAUAGUGUAUUUUUUCAGCGCCGGCAGAUAAGUUUCAAGAUCUUCGCCCGGCUCAAGAACAACCGCGACGGUACAAACCGCACAAUGGUGGCGCUCCAUCCACACGCCAUGCAGUAUCUAUCCGACGCCAAAAGUUCGGCGGCCCAUCGGCGAUAUAAAGUGAUUUAUAAGAACUCUUCCCCGGGCAGGCUCAAACAUUUUGUCGUAAAGAAAAAUAGUAUGAAAUUCAAAACGACUUUCAGAUUCAGCUAAAGUUUUCAGAACCGAAAGCAUAAGAAAAUAGUGCAACCAGGAAUGUUCAGAGAGCUGCAGCUUGUGGCAGCGGAUGUCCAGAAGGACAAAUUGGCACUCGUGAGAAUGGAGAUUCGGGGACAUUCGGCAUAUCAUCCGACAACAUGUACUUCGAGUACACGACGGAUGGAACAGGAUGCGAAACACUCACGAUAACUUGCAUCGGAGGUUUUUUUGCUCAACUGCUACUUCCCACUUCGGGCGAUCCGAACGAAGAGGCACUGACGGUGAGUGACUGCAUGAGAAAGCAGAAGAAAAUGAGUUUGUCGAAGAAGAUGUCGAAGAGUUUCAAAAAUUAUUAAUGAGUAACAUAUUACUAGACAAUCCCUUUUUGCAGCUUGAUGGAUAUAUUGGUGAUGAAGGUGAAACCGUUGUGAUUGAAGUUACUCUACCUUGUCAAGGUGGACAAUGGGGUGGUGUCAACGACUUCAACAACGAAUUCAUUUGCGAUGGUUUGUUUCGAACAAAGGGUGAAACCUCCUUUCCUGAUUCCAGUUGGUGAAUACAUUCCACCUACAACCACCACAUCCACCACAACAGCUACAAGCACUACAACUGCUACGAGUACAACAACACUGACCAGCACGACAACGGAGCCAACCUCGACUACGACUGCCACUAGUACCACGACUGAACCAACGUCCACGACAACGGCCACUAGCACGACAACCGAGCCAACCUCGACUACGACUGUCACUAGUACCACGACUGAGCCAACGUCCACGACAACCGCCACUAGCACGACAACAGAGCCGACUUCGACUACGACUGUCACUAGUACCACGACUGAGCCAACGUCCACGACAACUGCCAGCACCACGAUGUGAGUUGAAAGAAUAUUAUCAUUCUAAAAAGAACUUAGGAACUUCAUAUAAAAAUGAGAGAAGUUUCAGAACUAGCACGACAACGGAGCCAACCUCGACUUCGACUGUCACUAGUACCACGACUGAGCCAACGUCCACGAAAACGGCUACCAGCACGACAACGGCCACUAGCACGACAACGGCUACUAGCACGACAACCGAGCCAACCUCGACUUCGACUGUCACUAGUACCACGACUGAGCCGACGUCCACGACAACUGCCAGCACCACGAUGUGAGUUGAAAGAAUAAAAAAAGAAUUCAUCAUUCUACAAAAGAACUUAGGAACUUCACAUAAAAAUGAGAGAAGUUUCAGAACUAGCACGACAACGGAGCCAACCUCGACUUCGACUGUCACUAGUACCACGACUGUGCCAACGUCCACGACAACGGCUACUAGCACGACAACCGAGCCAACCUCGACUUCGACUGUCACUAGUACCACGACUGAGCCAACGUCCACGACAACGGCUACUAGCACGACAACCGAGCCAACCUCGACUUCGACUGUCACUAGUACCACGACUGAGCCAACGUCCACGACAACUGCCAGCACCACGAUGUGAGUUGAAAGAAUAAAAAAAGAAUUAUCAUUCUAAAAGAACUUAGGAACUUCAUAUAAAAUGAGAGAAGUUUCAGAACUAGCACGACAACGGAGCCAACCUCGACUUCGACUGUCACUAGUACCACGACUGAGCCAACGUCCACGACAACGGCUACUAGCACGACAACGGCCACUAGCACGACAACGGCUACUAGCACGACAACCGAGCCAACCUCGACUUCGACUGUCACUAGUACCACGACUGAGCCGACGUCCACGACAACUGCCAGCACCACGAUGUGAGUUGAAAGAAUAAAAAAAGAAUUAUCAUUCUAAAAAGAACUUAGGAACUUCAUAUAAAAAUGAGAGAAGUUUCAGAACUAGCACGACAACGGAGCCAACCUCGACUUCGACUGUCACUAGUACCACGACUGAGCCAACGUCCACGACAACGGCUACUAGCACGACAACGGCCACUAGCACGACAACGGCUACUAGCACGACAACCGAGCCAACCUCGACUUCGACUGUCACUAGUACCACGACUGAGCCGACGUCCACGACAACUGCCAGCACCACGAUGUGAGUUGAAAGAAUAAAAAAAGAAUUAUCAUUCUAAAAGAACUUAGGAACUUCAUAUAAAAAUGAGAGAAGUUUCAGAACUAGCACGACAACGGAGCCAACCUCGACUUCGACUGUCACUAGUACCACGACUGAGCCAACGUCCACGACAACGGCUACUAGCACGACAACGGAGCCGACCUCGACUACGACUGCCACUAGUACCACGACUGAGCCAACGUCCACGACAACGGCCACUAGCACGACAACGGCUACUAGCACGACAACGGAGCCGACCUCGACUACGACUGCCACUAGUACCACGACUGAGCCAACGUCCACGACAACGGCUACUAGCACGACAACGGAGCCGACCUCGACUACGACUGCCACUAGUACCACGACUGAGCCAACGUCCACGACAACGGCCACUAGCACGACAACGGAGCCGACCUCGACUACGACUGCCACUAGUACCACGACUGAGCCAACGUCCACGACAACGGCCACUAGCACGACAACGGAGCCGACCUCGACUACGACUGCCACUAGUACCACGACUGAGCCAACGUCCACGACAACGGCUACUAGCACGACAACGGAGCCGACCUCGACUACGACUGCCACUAGUACCACGACUGAGCCAACGUCCACGACAACGGCCACUAGCACGACAACGGAGCCGACCUCGACUACGACUGCCACUAGUACCACGACUGAGCCAACGUCCACGACAACGGCUACUAGCACGACAACCGAGCCAACCUCGACUACGACUGCCACUAGUACCACGACUGAGCCAACGACAACGGCUACUAGCACGACAACCGAGCCAACCUCGACUACGACUGCCACUAGUACCACGACUGAACCAACGUCCACGACAACGGCCACUAGCACGACAACCGAGCCAACCUCGACUACGACUGUCACUAGUACCACGACUGAGCCAACGUCCACGACAACCGCCACUAGCACGACAACAGAGCCGACUUCGACUACGACUGUCACUAGUACCACGACUGAGCCAACGUCCACGACAACUGCCAGCACCACGAUGUGAGUUGAAAGAAUAAAAAAAAAAAUUAUCAUUCUAAAAGAACUUAGGAACUUCAUAUAAAAUGAGAGAAGUUUCAGAACUAGCACGACAACGGAGCCAACCUCGACUUCGACUGUCACUAGUACCACGACUGAGCCAACGUCCACGACAACGGCUACUAGCACGACAACGGCCACUAGCACGACAACCGAGCCAACCUCGACUACGACUGUCACUAGUACCACGACUGAGCCAACGUCCACGACAACGGCCACUAGCACGACAACCGAGCCAACCUCGACUUCGACUGUCACUAGUACCACGACUGAGCCAACGUCCACGACAACUGCCAGCACCACGAUGUGAGUUGAAAGAAUAAAAAAAGAAUUAUCAUUCUAAAAGAACUUAGGAACUUCAUAUAAAAUGAGAGAAGUUUCAGAACUAGCACGACAACGGAGCCAACCUCGACUUCGACUGUCACUAGUACCACGACUGAGCCAACGUCCACGACAACGGCUACUAGCACGACAACGGAGCCGACCUCGACUACGACUGCCACUAGUACCACGACUGAGCCAACGUCCACGACAACGGCUACUAGCACGACAACGGAGCCAGACCUCGACUACGACUGCCACUAGUACCACGACUGAGCCAACGUCCACGACAACGGCUACUAGCACGACAACGGAGCCGACCUCGACUACGACUGCCACUAGUACCACGACUGAGCCAACGUCCACGACAACGGCUACUAGCACGACAACGGAGCCGACCUCGACUACGACUGCCACUAGUACCACGACUGAGCCAACGUCCACGACAACGGCCACUAGCACGACAACCGAGCCAACCUCGACUACGACUGCCACUAGUACCACGACUGAGCCAACGUCCACGACAACGGCCACUAGCACGACAACCGAGCCAACCUCGACUACGACUGUCACUAGUACCACGACUGAGCCAACGUCCACGACAACUGCCAGCACCACGAUGUGAGUUGAAAGAAUAAAAAAAAAAAUUAUCAUUCUAAAAGAACUUAGGAACUUCAUAUAAAAUGAGAGAAGUUUCAGAACUAGCACGACAACGGAGCCAACCUCGACUUCGACUGUCACUAGUACCACGACUGAGCCAACGUCCACGACAACGGCUACCAGCACGACAACGGCCACUAGCACGACAACGGCUACUAGCACGACAACCGAGCCAACCUCGACUUCGACUGUCACUAGUACCACGACUGAGCCGACGUCCACGACAACUGCCAGCACCACGAUGUGAGUUGAAAGAAUAAAAAAAGAAUUAUCAUUCUAAAAGAACUUAGGAACUUCAUAUAAAAUGAGAGAAGUUUCAGAACUAGCACGACAACGGAGCCAACCUCGACUUCGACUGUCACUAGUACCACGACUGAGCCAACGUCCACGACAACGGCUACUAGCACGACAACGGAGCCGACCUCGACUACGACUGCCACUAGUACCACGACUGAGCCAACGUCCACGACAACGGCUACUAGCACGACAACGGCUACUAGCACGACAACGGAGCCGACCUCGACCACGACUGCCACUAGUACCACGACUGAGCCAACGUCCACGACAACGGCUACUAGCACGACAACGGAGCCGACCUCGACUACGACUGCCACUAGUACCACGACUGAGCCAACGUCCACGACAACGGCCACUAGCACGACAACGGAGCCGACCUCAACUACGACUGCCACUAGUACCACGACUGAGCCAACGUCCACGACAACGGCUACUAGCACGACAACGGAGCCGACCUCGACUACGACUGCCACUAGUACCACGACUGAGCCAACGUCCACGACAACGGCUACUAGCACGACAACGGAGCCGACCUCGACUACGACUGCCACUAGUACCACGACUGAGCCAACGUCCACGACAACGGCUACUAGCACGACAACCGAGCCGACUUCGACUACGACUGCCACUAGUACCACGACUGAGCCAACGUCCACGACAACGGCUACUAGCACGACAACGGAGCCGACCUCGACUACGACUGCCACUAGUACCACGACUGAGCCAACGUCCACGACAACGGCUACUAGCACGACAACGGCCACUAGCACGACAACCGAGCCAACCUCGACUACGACUGCCACUAGUACCACGACUGAGCCAACGUCCACGACAACGGCCACUAGCACGACAACGGAGCCGACCUCGACUACGACUGCCACUAGUACCACGACUGAGCCAACGUCCACGACAACGGCUACUAGCACGACAACGGAGCCGACCUCGACUACGACUGCCACUAGUACCACGACUGAGCCAACGUCCACGACAACUGCCAGCACCACGAUGUGAGUUGAAAGAAUAAAAAAAGAAUUAUCAUUCUAAAAGAACUUAUGAACUUCAUAUGAAAUGAGAGAAGUUUCAGAACUAGCACGACAACGGAGCCAACCUCGACUACGACUGCCACUAGUACCACGACUCAGCCAACGUCCACGACAACGGCUACUAGCACGAAAACGGCUACUAGCACGACAACCGAGCCAACCUCGACUUCGACUGUCACUAGUACCACGACUGAGCCAACGUCCACGACAACGGCCACUAGCACGACAACGGAGCCGACCUCGACUACGACUGCCACUAGUACCACGACUGAACCAACGUCCACGACAACUGCCAGCACCACGAUGUGAGUUGAAAGAAUAAAAAAAGAAUUAUCAUUCUAAAAGAACUUAUGAACUUCAUAUGAAAUGAGAGAAGUUUCAGAACUAGCACGACAACGGAGCCAACCUCGACUACGACUGCCACUAGUACCACGACUGAGCCAACGUCCACGACAACGGCUACUAGCACGACAACGGAGCCGACCUCGACUACGACUGCCACUAGUACCACGACUGAGCCAACGUCCACGACAACGGCUACUAGCACGACAACGGAGCCGACCUCGACUACGACUGCCACUAGUACCACGACUGAGCCAACGUCCACGACAACGGCUACUAGCACGACAACGGAGCCGACCUCGACUACGACUGCCACUAGUACCACGACUGAGCCAACGUCCACGACAACGGCUACUAGCACGACAACGGAGCCGACCUCGACUACGACUGCCACUAGUACCACGACUGAGCCAACGUCCACGACAACGGCCACUAGCACGACAACGGAGCCGACCUCGACUACGACUGCCACUAGUACCACGACUGAGCCAACGUCCACGACAACGGCUACUAGCACGACAACGGAGCCGACCUCGACUACGACUGCCACUAGUACCACGACUGAGCCAACGUCCACGACAACGGCUACUAGCACGACAACGGCCACUAGCACGACAACCGAGCCAACCUCGACUACGACUGCCACUAGUACCACGACUGAGCCAACGUCCACGACAACGGCUACUAGCACGACAACGGAGCCGACCUCGACUACGACUGCCACUAGUACCACGACUGAGCCAACGUCCACGACAACGGCUACUAGCACGACAACGGAGCCGACCUCGACUACGACUGCCACUAGUACCACGACUGAGCCAACGUCCACGACAACGGCUACUAGCACGACAACGGAGCCGACCUCGACUACGACUGCCACUAGUACCACGACUGAGCCAACGUCCACGACAACGGCUACUAGCACGACAACGGAGCCGACCUCGACUACGACUGCCACUAGUACCACGACUGAGCCAACGUCCACGACAACGGCUACUAGCACGACAACGGAGCCGACCUCGACUACGACUGCCACUAGUACCACGACUGAGCCAACGUCCACGACAACGGCUACUAGCACGACAACGGCCACUAGCACGACAACCGAGCCAACCUCGACUACGACUGCCACUAGUACCACGACUGAGCCAACGUCCACGACAACGGCUACUAGCACGACAACGGAGCCGACCUCGACUACGACUGCCACUAGUACCACGACUGAGCCAACGUCCACGACAACGGCUACUAGCACGACAACGGCUACUAGCACGACAACCGAGCCAACCUCGACUACGACUGCCACUAGUACCACGACUGAGCCAACGUCCACGACAACGGCUACUAGCACGACAACGGAGCCGACCUCGACUACGACUGCCACUAGUACCACGACUGAGCCAACGUCCACGACAACGGCUACUAGCACGACAACGGCUACUAGCACGACAACCGAGCCAACCUCGACUACGACUGCCACUAGUACCACGACUGAGCCAACGUCCACGACAACGGCUACUAGCACGACAACGGAGCCGACCUCGACUACGACUGCCACUAGUACCACGACUGAGCCAACGUCCACGACAACGGCUACUAGCACGACAACGGAGCCGACCUCGACUACGACUGCCACUAGUACCACGACUGAGCCAACGUCCACGACAACGGCUACUAGCACGACAACGGAGCCGACCUCGACUACGACUGCCACUAGUACCACGACUGAGCCAACGUCCACGACAACGGCUACUAGCACGACAACGGAGCCGACCUCGACUACGACUGCCACUAGUACCACGACUGAGCCAACGUCCACGACAACGGCUACUAGCACGACAACGGAGCCGACCUCGACUACGACUGCCACUAGUACCACGACUGAGCCAACGUCCACGACAACGGCUACUAGCACGACAACGGAGCCGACCUCGACUACGACUGCCACUAGUACCACGACUGAGCCAACGUCCACGACAACGGCUACUAGCACGACAACGGCCACUAGCACGACAACCGAGCCAACCUCGACUACGACUGCCACUAGUACCACGACUGAGCCAACGUCCACGACAACGGCUACUAGCACGACAACGCACGAGCCGAAACCUCGACUACGACUGCCACUAGUACCACGACUGAGCCAACGUCCACGACAACGGCUACUAGCACGACAACGGCCACUAGCACGACAACCGAGCCAACCUCGACUACGACUGCCACUAGUACCACGACUGAGCCAACGUCCACGACAACGGCUACUAGCACGACAACGGAGCCGACCUCGACUACGACUGCCACUAGUACCACGACUGAGCCAACGUCCACGACAACUGCCAGCACCACGAUGUGAGUUGAAAGAAUAAAAAAAGAAUUAUCAUUCUAAAAGAACUUAUGAACUUCAUAUGAAAUGAGAGAAGUUUCAGAACUAGCACGACAACGGAGCCGACCUCGACUACGACUGCCACUAGUACCACGACUGAGCCAACGUCCACGACAACGGCUACUAGCACGACAACGGAGCCGACCUCGACUACGACUGCCACUAGUACCACGACUGAGCCAACGUCCACGACAACGGCUACUAGCACGACAACGGAGCCGACCUCGACUACGACUGCCACUAGUACCACGACUGAGCCAACGUCCACGACAACGGCUACUAGCACGACAACGGAGCCGACCUCGACUACGACUGCCACUAGUACCACGACUGAGCCAACGUCCACGACAACGGCUACUAGCACGACAACGGAGCCGACCUCGACUACGACUGCCACUAGUACCACGACUGAGCCAACGUCCACGACCACGGCCACUAGCACGACAACGGCUACUAGCACGACAACCGAGCCAACCUCGACUUCGACUGUCACUAGUACCACGACUGAGCCAACGUCCACGACAACGGCUACUAGCACGACAACCGAGCCAACCUCGACUUCGACUGCCACUAGUACCACGACUGAGCCAACGUCCACGACAACUGCUACUAGCACGACAACCGAGCCAACUUCGACUACGACUGCCACUAGUACCACGACUGAGCCAACGUCCACGACAACGGCUACUAGCACGACAACCGAGCCAACCUCGACUACGACUGCCACUAGUACCACGACUGAGCCAACGUCCACGACAACGGCUACUAGCACGACAACGGCCACUAGCACGACAACCGAGCCAACCUCGACUACGACUGCCACUAGUACCACGACUGAGCCAACGUCCACGACAACGGCUACUAGCACGACAACCGAGCCAACCUCGACUACGACUGCCACUAGUACCACGACUGAGCCAACGUCCACGACAACGGCUACUAGCACGACAACGGCCACUAGCACGACAACCGAGCCAACCUCGACUACGACUGCCACUAGUACCACGACUGAGCCAACGUCCACGACAACGGCCACUAGCACGACAACCGAGCCAACUUCGACUACGACUGCCACUAGUACCACGACUGAGCCAACGUCCACGACAACGGCCACUAGCACGACAACCGAGCCAACCUCGACUACGACUGCCACUAGUACCACGACUGAGCCAACGUCCACGACAACUGCACGACAACGGCCACUAGCACGACAACCGAGCCAACCUCGACUACGACUGCCACUAGUACCACGACUGAGCCAACGUCCACGACAACGGCCACUAGCACGACAACCGAGCCAACUUCGACUACGACUGCCACUAGUACCACGACUGAGCCAACGUCCACGACAACGGCCACUAGCACGACAACCGAGCCAACCUCGACUACGACUGCCACUAGUACCACGACUGAGCCAACGUCCACGACAACGGCUACUAGCACGACAACGGCCACUAGCACGACAACCGAGCCAACUUCGACUACGACUGCCACUAGUACCACGACUGAGCCAACGUCCACGACAACGGCUACUAGCACGACAACGGAGCCGACCUCGACUACGACUGCCACUAGUACCACGACUGAGCCAACGUCCACGACAACGGCCACUAGCACGACAACCGAGCCAACCUCGACUACGACUGCCACUAGUACCACGACUGAGCCAACGUCCACGACAACGGCUACUAGCACGACAACGGCCACUAGCACGACAACCGAGCCAACCUCGACUACGACUGCCACUAGUACCACGACUGAGCCAACGUCCACGACAACGGCUACUAGCACGACAACCGAGCCAACCUCGACUACGACUGCCACUAGUACCACGACUGAGCCAACGUCCACGACAACGGCUACUAGCACGACAACGGCCACUAGCACGACAACCGAGCCAACCUCGACUACGACUGCCACUAGUACCACGACUGAGCCAACGUCCACGACAACGGCUACUAGCACGACAACGGCCACUAGCACGACAACCGAGCCAACCUCGACUACGACUGCCACUAGUACCACGACUGAGCCAACGUCCACGACAACGGCUACUAGCACGACAACCGAGCCAACUUCGACUACGACUGCCACUAGUACCACGACUGAGCCAACGUCCACGACAACGGCUACUAGCACGACAACGGAGCCAACCUCGACUUCGACUGUCACUAGUACCACGACUGAGCCAACGUCCACGACAACGGCUACGAGCACGACAACCGAGCCAACUUCGACUACGACUGCCACUAGUACCACGACUGAGCCAACGUCCACGACAACGGCUACUAGCACGACAACGGCCACUAGCACGACAACCGAGCCAACCUCGACUACGACUGCCACUAGUACCACGACUGAGCCAACGUCCACGACAACGGCUACUAGCACGACAACGGCCACUAGCACGACAACCGAGCCAACUUCGACUACGACUGCCACUAGUACCACGACUGAGCCAACGUCCACGACAACGGCUACUAGCACGACAACGGCCACUAGCACGACAACCGAGCCAACCUCGACUACGACUGCCACUAGUACCACGACUGAGCCAACGUCCACGACAACGGCUACUAGCACGACAACCGAGCCAACUUCGACUACGACUGCCACUAGUACCACGACUGAGCCAACGUCCACGACAACGGCUACUAGCACGACAACGGCCACUAGCACGACAACCGAGCCAACCUCGACUACGACUGCCACUAGUACCACGACUGAGCCAACGUCCACGACAACGGCUACUAGCACGACAACCGAGCCAACUUCGACUACGACUGCCACUAGUACCACGACUGAGCCAACGUCCACGACAACGGCUACUAGCACGACAACGGCUACUAGUACGACAACCGAGCCAACUUCGACUACGACUGCCACUAGUACCACGACUGAGCCGACGUCCACGACAACUGCCAGCACCACGAUGUGAGUUGAAAGAAUAAAAAAAGGAUUAUCAUUCUAAAAGAACUUAUGAACUUCAUAUAAAAUGAGAGAAGUUUCAGAACUAGCACGACAACCGAGCCAACCUCGACUACGACUGCCACUAGUACCACGACUGAGCCAACGUCCACGACAACGGCUACUAGCACGACAACCGAGCCAACCUCGACUACGACUGCCACUAGUACCACGACUGAGCCAACGUCCACGACAACGGCUACUAGCACGACAACCGAGCCAACCUCGACUACGACUGCCACUAGUACCACGACUGAGCCAACGUCCACGACAACUGCCAGCACCACGAUGUGAGUUGAAAGAAUAAAAAAAGAAUUAUCAUUCUAAAAGAACUCAUGAACUUCAUAUAAAAUGAGAGAAGUUUCAGAACUAGCACGACAACGGAGCCAACCUCGACUUCGACUGUCACUAGUACCACGACUGAGCCAACGUCCACGACAACGGCUACUAGCACGACAACCGAGCCAACCUCGACUACGACUGCCACUAGUACCACGACUGAGCCAACGUCCACGACAACUGCCAGCACCACGAUGUGAGUUGAAAGAAUAAAAAAAAGAAUUAUCAUUCUAAAAAGAACUUAUGAACUUCAUAUAAAAAUGAGAGAAGUUUCAGAACUAGCACGACAACGGAGCCAACCUCGACUUCGACUGUCACUAGUACCACGACUGAGCCAACGUCCACGACAACGGCUACUAGCACGACAACCGAGCCAACCUCGACUACGACUGCCACUAGUACCACGACUGAGCCAACGUCCACGACAACGGCUACUAGCACGACAACGGCCACUAGCACGACAACCGAGCCAACCUCGACUACGACUGCCACUAGUACCACGACUGAGCCAACGUCCACGACAACUGCCAGCACCACGAUGUGA